This is a messenger RNA of Diabrotica virgifera virgifera (western corn rootworm), 639 nucleotides long. RefSeq names its product calphotin-like. The record is from RefSeq and is a predicted model, not a curated record. The transcript has 2 exons. The coding region runs from base 137 to 574 and encodes 145 amino acids. NCBI's taxonomy places the organism in Eukaryota, Metazoa, Arthropoda, Insecta, Coleoptera, Chrysomelidae.
UUAAUAGCCACUUUUUGACACCUGACCUAGAAUCUUCUGCAAAUGUUUUUCGUAAUAUGAGUAUAUAAGACGAAACUAAAAUCAAAAAUUGUAUCAGUUGCUUCAGUCUACAGUACUACAACUACAAUUUAUCAAUAUGGUUUCAAAAAUUAUCGUUCUCGCCGCCAUUUUGGCUUAUGCUCACGCUGGAGUACUAUCUGGCAGCCCCGUUAUCUCAGCAUAUUCUUCACCACUCGUAUCACAAACAGUUGUGCCUUCACCCAUUGUAUCAUCACCACUCAUUGCUAGAUCUUUACCGAUUGGACUAGCAGCUCCAGCUCCUCUGCUCACCAGAAGCUUAGGACCAGUUGUCUCUUCACCACUACUUGCACCUUCAGUUGGACCUGUUCUUUCUGCUCCUCUACUCACUAGAAGCGUAGGACCAAUUGUCUCUUCACCACUACUUGCACCUUCAGUUGGACCUGUAAUUUCUGCUUACUCUGCUGCUCCAUGGGGAGGCAUUGCUCCAUUAUCAGCUCCCUUAGCUGCACCAUUAUCAGCUCCAGUAGCUGCACCAUGGGCGGCUCCAUGGUAGACGACUUAAGAUAAAGUUAUCAAUGUACUGCUAUUAUUUAUUUUAAAAUAUAUUUCUGCAAACAA